UUACAGAUGGACACUGGUGCCAGGCAGCUCAAACACAGCUUUUAGCAGUCCAGGAACAGCACAGAGACAAUGAGAGUUCGCCUCAAGGGGGAUGUGAUCUGCACCCUCCUCCUGCUGGCAGCGCUUUGCUCUUUACUCUACUCCCAGCUAGAACAUUUAGUCCCAGCAGGAAACAAGGAGCCAACACAGCAGAGGCCCCCAGGAGCCCCAAAAAUAUUCUCAGAUCCCCGAGCACCUCAGAGACUGACGCCAGCAGAGGCAACAGCAGCCAGACCCCAGGUUACCCCCACCAUUCGACGAGCAGAAGUGGCCAACGACAGGGUCCAAACUACAACUCCACCCCCGCCAACUGAUCCCGCCUUCGACUUCAAGCACUAUCUCCUAAACAAGGACCACAGGAACUUCAACCUCCUCAUCAACCAGCCCAGGAAAUGCCGGAAAACACCCGGAGGGCCCUUUCUGCUCGUUGCUAUCAAGUCGGUAGUUGAAGACUUCGACAGGCGUGAGAUUGUCCGGAAAACCUGGGGCAGGGAGGGCUUGGUGAACGGGGAGCAGAUCCAGCGAGUGUUCCUCCUGGGAACACCAAGGAACAGGACGGUGCUGGCCACGUGGGAGACCCUGAUCCAGCAGGAGAGUCAGACGUACCGGGAUGUUCUGCUCUGGGACUUCGUGGACACUUUCUUCAACCUGACCCUGAAGGAGAUCCACUUCCUGAGCUGGGCUGCCGAGUUCUGCCACAGCGUCAAAUUCAUCUUCAAAGGCGACGCCGACGUUUUCGUCAACAUGGAGAACAUCGUGGAUUUCCUCAAGAGACACGACCCCGCCGAGGACCUCUUUGUCGGGGACAUCAUCUACAACGCCCGUCCCAUCCGCGCCCGGCACAGCAAGUACUACAUCCCAGAGACCAUGUACGGGCUCAGCGUCUACCCGGCCUACGCAGGGGGAGGGGGGUUCCUGCUGUCCGGCCGCACCCUGGGCAGGCUCUCCAGGGCCUGCAGGGAGGUGGAACUCUUCCCCAUCGACGACGUCUUUCUGGGCAUGUGCUUGCAGAGGAUCAACCUCAAGCCCGUUCUGCACGAGGGGUUCAAGACCUUCGGCAUCGUCAGGCCCUCUGCUGCCCCACACCUGCAGACCUUCGACCCCUGCUUCUACAGGGACCUCAUGGUGGUUCACAGCCUGAAGGUCGCCGAGAUCUGGCUGAUGUGGAACCUGCUGCACAGCCCUCGCCUUUCCUGCACCCAGAAGAAGCAAGUGAAGAAGCCUUUCCAGUGGAAAAAGAAAGCUCAGAGCACAGCACAAGAACCCCAGCUCAGAUAGUGCAGGCAGGCUGCAGCACAGACACAGCAAACAGCU
Messenger RNA from Empidonax traillii (willow flycatcher), 1353 nucleotides. It is a transcript of the gene B3GNT9, whose product is annotated as UDP-GlcNAc:betaGal beta-1,3-N-acetylglucosaminyltransferase 9. NCBI's taxonomy places the organism in Eukaryota, Metazoa, Chordata, Aves, Passeriformes, Tyrannidae. The coding region runs from base 70 to 1317 and encodes 415 amino acids. The record is from RefSeq and is a predicted model, not a curated record. Gene Ontology annotation, molecular function: hexosyltransferase activity. The transcript has a single exon. Gene Ontology annotation, cellular component: membrane.